GCGUGUUUCCCACAAGAAAAGAAGUCUCAAAUGUCCCAUUGAAAGGCGGCGGAGGUUCAGGAAAGGAAGGAGAGAGAGAGAGGGAGAGAGAGAGAGAAACACAGCGCGCGAGACAAAAGAGAUUGUGCGGCUGCGCUGCUGGCUGUCGGACUCUCAGCUUCUCCUCGGCGGCUCUGAGACUCGUUAGCCAUCUUACUCCUUAUUCUCAUUCUCCGACUUUGAGCAGAGCAGAGCAGAGCAGAGCAGGGUGGAGAGCAUCUACAAACAGCUUUCUUUCUUUUACUCGAAGUAAGAGUGAAGACGAGACUCGGGCGCAUCUUUGAUCAGCGCCGCUGCUACACUACACACACACACACACUAUACACACAGUACACUAUACACACAGUACACUAUACACUACAGUACACUAUACACACAGUACACUAUACACUACAGUACACUAUACACUACAGUACACUAUACACUACAGUACAGUAGACGGUGCUGCUGCUCGGCGAUAAACAGAACAAAGAGCUAGUUGGAGUAAAAGGAAAUGAGCCCAGCUUUAGUCCAACACUGAAACGAGAAACCAAAUGCACUUCUGAGCUCUGAGAGCCUCAAACUCUCCGUCUGUCUCUUCUGCAACAAAAACACUGGAAGAGGAAGAAGAAGAAAAAGACCGCAAAACCACAACACACCAUGUUUCCACAGAACAGACCACCGGCACCUCUCCAGCCACCCCCUGGGGCCUCUGCCUCGGCCGCAGCUGCGGCAGCAGCAGCGGCUGCAGCAUCAGGAACAGCUCAGUCACUAAAACUCACUUACCCUGAGACCCUGGACCGCAUUAAAGAGGAGUUUCAGUUCCUUCAGACUCAGUACCACAGCCUAAAGCUCGAGUGUGAGAAACUGGCCACAGAGAAGACGGAAAUUCAGAGACACUAUGUCAUGUACUAUGAAAUGUCCUAUGGCCUGAACAUUGAGAUGCACAAACAGACGGAGAUUGCUAAGCGAUUGAAUGUGAUCUGUGCGCAGCUCAUCCCAUUUCUCUCACAGGAGCACCAGCAGCAGGUGGUCCAGGCCAUGGAACGCGCCAAACAGGUGACUAUGGGGGAGUUGAAUGCGUCGAUAGGGGUACGUGGACUCCCCCCUCUGCCUCACACACAACAGCUGCAGGCUCAGCACCUUUCCCAGCAUGCUGCUCAGGCUCUGCCCAUGGCUCCUCACCCAUCAGGGCUGCCCCACCCGGGAUUGGCUCUGGGGGGCAGCUCGGGCUUGCUGGCUCUGUCGGGGGCACUUGGGGCACAGCUGGCUGCCAAGGAUGAAAGAGCACAUCUGGAGGCUGUAGCAGCGGCGGCGGCUGCUGCCGAGCACCACCGAGACCGUGAGGCGGGACCAAGCUCCUUAUCAAAUGGAGACAAAGGCCGGCCAUCAGACUACCUCAGUAAUGGAAAGAAAAGGAAAUCAGAUGAGAAGGAAUUCACAGACUAUGGUAGUGACGCUGACAAGAGUGAUGACAACUUGGUAGUGGAUGAGGACCCUUCGUCUCCACGCAGCGUGCACUCGUACUCCUCCAGAGAGAAUGGUCUGGACAAGCUACCCCCCUCCAGGAAGGAGCCUCUGCCUCAGGCCAGCCCCACCUCCCUGACAUCCUCCUCCAGCAGCGCCUCACCCUCUCGCAACAAAGAGCCUCCCCCAAGGGAAAAGUCUAGUACCCCAGGGCUGAAACCAGGCACGCCCAUGUCUCAAGAUUCCUCCACCCCCGGCCCCAGUGGCCCACCACAAUUCCGCUCUGUCCCGGGUAAAGCAGUUGUGGACCCUCUGGCUCUGGGUGUGAGGAACCCAUUGGCGGUGCAGGGUGUGUAUCCUCCUGGUGCUUUCGGUCUGCCUCCUCCAGGGGUGAACGGCGAGCUUGCUGGAGCAGCCGCAGCAGCAUACGGCGCUGGACUCCACCUCGUCUCACCACAGAUGAAUGGCUCCGCCGCUGUAGCCGCUGCCGCUGCUGGAUACGGACGCUCCUCUGUGGUGGGCUAUGAGUCUCCUCACCCACACAUGAGGGUCCCUGGCCUUCCUGCUAGCCUCCAGCCUGCAGCCUCAGGAAAGCCUGCGUACUCGUUCCACGUGAGUGCAGAUGGACAGAUGCAGCCUGUGCCCUUCCCACCUGAUGCUCUCCUGGGCCCAGGCAUCCCGCGCCACGCCCGCCAGAUCCACACACUCAGCCACGGAGAGGUGGUGUGUGCCGUCACCAUCAGCACCUCCACUCGCCACGUCUACACUGGCGGCAAAGGCUGCGUCAAAGUGUGGGACAUCAGCCAGCCGGGCAGCAAGAGCCCCAUGGCCCAACUCGACUGUCUGAACAGGGACAACUAUAUCCGCUCGUGCAAGCUCCUCCCAGACGGGAGAACUUUGAUAGUUGGAGGUGAAGCCAGCACUCUGUCCAUUUGGGACUUGGCCACGCCCACUCCACGCAUCAAGGCGGAGUUGACGUCCUCAGCUCCAGCGUGUUACGCGCUGGCCAUCAGUCCCGACAACAAGGUCUGUUUCUCCUGCUGCAGCGACGGCAACAUCGUCGUGUGGGACCUUCACAACCAGACGCUCGUCAGGCAGUUCCAGGGCCACACUGAUGGAGCCAGCUGCAUCGACAUCUCCAACGACGGGACCAAACUGUGGACUGGGGGACUUGACAACACGGUGCGCUGCUGGGACCUGAGAGAGGGUCGACAGCUUCAGCAGCACGACUUCACCUCCCAGAUCUUCUCCCUGGGCUACUGUCCUACAGGAGAGUGGCUGGCAGUGGGCAUGGAGAGCAGUAAUGUGGAAGUACUGCAUGUCUCCAAACCAGACAAGUACCAGCUGCACCUUCACGAGAGCUGUGUGCUGUCACUCAAGUUCGCCUACUGUGGUAAAUGGUUUGUAAGCACAGGUAAAGAUAACCUCCUGAACGCCUGGCGAACUCCGUAUGGCUCCAGCAUAUUCCAGUCAAAGGAGUCCUCAUCAGUCCUCAGCUGUGACAUCUCGCCUGAUGACCAGUUCAUCGUGACCGGCUCAGGAGACAAGAAGGCCACUGUGUAUGAAGUCAUUUACUAAACCAGCUGCAGACUGGAUCCCGGAAGAGCAGAAGUGCCAUGCAGCUGGAAGAGCGGAAAGCGAGAUCUGACUUUGACUUUGGAGCAGAGUGGUGGACACGGAGCUGGAGAAAAGCACCUACGCCUUUUCGUUUGAUGUCCGUUAGGGACAGGCAAUGAGGCAGGACUGUGGAGCUCCAGAAGAGGACUGACCUUGUUCUUUUUUUAAUGCUGUGAGAAAGCUAGCUUCAGAGAUGCAGGAUUCCUCCAAAGACUUCUUUUGCUUUAUUGUUUUUCCUUUUGUUCUUUUUGAACAAGAUGAAUUCUCUGUAGUGAAUGAAAUAGCAAAGAGAAUAUUUUUUUUAGCCUCUGGAAAAAAUAAUUCCAUGUGGAAACGGACAGUCAAGGAGCAGCAGUGCACUGAGCAGGUACAGGGGGUUUUGAGAGGAGAGAAUAUGACAGAAUAUCUGCCAUUUCUUUUCAUCCAGUCUGUACUGGCAGCCCUGAGCGUGUAAAAAUGAUCUCUGAGUAAGCAGCAGUACAACUGUAUAAUGAAAUGUCAGGUUCGGGCUAACAAAGGGUCAUGGGGUUUUUUGGGUUUUUUUUUUUUUUUUUGGUUUUUAUUUUAACCGUCUUCAGGGACAUGGUCCACAUUUAGCACGUUUCUUGUGUAUGCUGUAUGUCUGCUCACAAUGACUGGUAUUUUGGCUUUUGUUGGAUACUUGGUGUGUAUGAACUGUAAAUAAAGCUCCUUAAAAGCAAAACUCUCUAAAAAUUGUAGUUUCUCCUCUAAAAUCCUUUUAAAUAAGACCUGGGAAUG
Messenger RNA from Neoarius graeffei (lesser salmon catfish), 3861 nucleotides. It is a transcript of the gene tle2a, whose product is annotated as TLE family member 2, transcriptional corepressor a. The transcript is spliced from 20 exons. The coding region runs from base 679 to 3063 and encodes 794 amino acids. NCBI's taxonomy places the organism in Eukaryota, Metazoa, Chordata, Actinopteri, Siluriformes, Ariidae. Gene Ontology annotation, biological process: negative regulation of canonical Wnt signaling pathway; regulation of DNA-templated transcription. The record is from RefSeq and is a predicted model, not a curated record. Gene Ontology annotation, cellular component: nucleus; transcription regulator complex. Gene Ontology annotation, molecular function: transcription corepressor activity; protein binding.